Messenger RNA from Microcebus murinus (gray mouse lemur), 1528 nucleotides. NCBI's taxonomy places the organism in Eukaryota, Metazoa, Chordata, Mammalia, Primates, Cheirogaleidae. The record is from RefSeq and is a predicted model, not a curated record.
AGGCCUGGGCGGGGCACUGAGCGCUGGGGAGGCUGCGCCGGAGCACCCGGUUGGUCAGACCAGAGUGGGCUGGAGGCGGACUGGAGCAGGGUCGGACCAAGAUGGCGGUGCAGGUGGUGCAGGCGGUGCAGGCGGUUCAUCUCGAGUCCGACGCUUUCCUAGUUUGUCUCAACCACGCUCUGAGCACAGAGAAGGAGGAGGUGAUGGGGCUGUGUAUAGGGGAGUUGAAUGAUGAUGCAAGGACUGACUCCAAAUUUGCAUAUGCUGGAAGUGAAAUGCGCACAGUUGCUGAAAAGAUUGACACCGUCAGAAUUGUUCACAUUCAUUCUGUCAUCAUUUUGCGACGUUCUGAUAAGAGGAAGGACCGAGUAGAAAUUUCUCCAGAGCAGCUGUCUGCAGCCUCAACAGAGGCAGAAAGGUUGGCUGAACUAACAGGUCGCCCCAUGAGAGUCGUGGGCUGGUAUCAUUCCCAUCCUCAUAUAACUGUUUGGCCUUCACAUGUUGAUGUUCGCACACAAGCCAUGUACCAGAUGAUGGAUCAAAGCUUUGUAGGACUUAUUUUUUCCUGUUUCAUAGAAGAUAAGAACACAAAGACUGGCCGGGUACUCUACACUUGCUUCCAAUCCAUACAGGCCCAAAAGAGCUCAGAGUAUGAGAGAAUUGAAAUCCCAAUCCAUAUUGUACCUCAUGUCACCAUUGGGAAAGUGUGCCUUGAAUCAGCAGUAGAGCUGCCCAAGAUCCUGUGCCAGGAGGAGCAGGAUGCGUAUAGGAGGAUCCACAGCCUUACACAUCUGGACUCAGUAACCAAAAUCCAUAAUGGCUCAGUGUUUACCAAGAAUCUGUGCAGUCAGAUGUCAGCAGUCAGUGGGCCUCUUCUACAGUGGUUGGAGGACAGAUUGGAGCAAAAUCAACAACAUUUGCAGGAGUUACAACAAGAAAAGGAAGAACUUAUGCAAGAACUUUCUUCUCUAGAAUAAAGCAGGAGACAAAGUGGGGAAAGAUGAAAAUAUCCAGUGUAAAAUUAAUUAAGCUAAAUCAAUUUUGAAGAAGAAAAUGUUGGAGGACUCACAUUACCCCGCUUCAAGACUUACUAUAAAGCGGUAGUAAUCAAGAUAGUAUUGGCAAAAGAAUGACAUAUAGAUCAAUGGCACAGAAGAGAGAACCCAGAAAUAGACCCACAUAAAUAUGCCCAGCUGAUUUAAACAAAGUGCAAAAGCAAUUCAGUGGAGAAGGGAUAGACUUUUCAACAAAUUAUGCUGGAGUAAUUGGACACCUAUAGGCAAAAAAGAAAUGAACCUUGACCUAUACCUCUCAUCUUAUAUAAAAUUUAACUCAAAAUGUAUCAUGGACUUAAAUGUAAUAUGUAACUACAAAACUUAGAAAAAAGUCAUAAGCGAAAAAUCUUUAGGAUCUCUGGCUAGGCAACAAGUUCUUAGACUUCACCACAAAAACACAAUCCAUAAAAGGAAAAAAUUGAUAUAUUGGACUUCAUCAAAAUUAAAACCUUUUAUACUGUAAAAAAUUUAAG